Molecule: messenger RNA, 3167 nt
Organism: Botrytis byssoidea
Lineage: Eukaryota; Fungi; Ascomycota; Leotiomycetes; Helotiales; Sclerotiniaceae
Exons: 5
Coding region: 532-2625 (697 amino acids)
Cellular component (GO): Set1C/COMPASS complex
Molecular function (GO): histone binding
Source: RefSeq, a predicted model, not a curated record
UCAACCUCAGCCCAGCCAGUACAAAGUACAUUAAAAGUACGAAAGCAUUUAUAUUACUCGCUUUGGCAAUACCAUCUUCUCGUCAAACAUUUCAACAAGUAUAGACCAUAUCAUUAAGAUUGAUUCUUGCCAUUUAUAUUCGUGAUCGGUAUAGAUAUUAAAACAUACUUGAUUCAAAUUGUGCCAUUAAUCAUCGAGUUUCAACCCUAACGACAACGCAUUCGAAUGUGUUCCCUUGGACACUACGUUGCACGACCGUCUCUCAACACCGCCUUUAACACACGUUAAAAGACGAUUCCUUGGUUUAAAUUUAAUAUACUCACCUUUCUAUCAAUUGGCGCAAUCGUUUUUUAUUUCCAUGGUUGAGAUUUCAUCCGUUGAUUGUCAAUCCAAAUUCUUCCCUUGGUCCCAAGACUCAAUCUAGUCGGGAAAGACCUUCACGACCUCCGCAUCUUCGACCAUAACCCUUUCUCAAGCGUUCAACCUAGACGGAACGACUAGUUGAAAUAAGAGGAUAAGAAGGAAGCGGGUAUGGAUAAUUUCAGACCUUUGAGCUUAACAGACAGAAGGGCUUCCAUUGCACCCAUUGAAAGAGACGGCGAAAUGUCUCCCACACGAGCGUUAACGGUUGACACAAAUGGCGACCACAUUCCAAUGCCGCAAAGGUUAGAAAAGAUCCUAAGUAGACCAAGAGGUCCUCCGACUCCAAAUAUGAUGACUUCGUCCGCCGAUAUACAGUCUCCUACACACUCGAGUCAUGACCCUCCUCCUCCCCCUACACCGGCAGCAAGUCCAGGUCCUGAUCACCCGCAACCAGAUUGGAGUGAGGCGGGAGAAAAGGAGGACAUAUUUUUAUCCCAAAUCAGAAUAUACUUCGCGCAAAGUUCAGCACCCGAAAGAACGAGGAUAUUAGGAGAUCUUUUGAACUUGUGCACCAGCCAACAACUAAGCUUUGUACAUCAAUAUGUUAGCCCGUUACUGAAGAAAGAUCCAUUUACCACUUUGCCAGAUGAACUAUGCCUUCGUAUUCUGUCUUGUAUCGACGACCCCAAAGUCCUUGCGCGCUCGUCCCAGGUUUCGAAACGUUGGAGAGAUCUUCUUGCAGACGAUGUUACUUGGAUGAAAUUAUGUGCGAAGCACGAUUAUGGUCGAAGAAUGUCAGAACAUCAUCCCGUUACACCUCUAAUACCGUCACUUCGACCUCCUCCACACCCUGUUCACAAGGCAUUACAAGCAGGAGAGACUCCGGCUCUUGCACAUUCUUUUCCCGGAAUCAGCGCAGGAUUUUCACAAGUCCCUGGAAGUUCCAGAAGCUUUGAUAGUGCUACUGCCUCUGGCGCAUUGAGAAGACCAAAGAUAAGGUCAUAUAAAUCACACUUUAAACAAAGAUAUUUGGUCGAAACCGCCUGGAGGACUGGAGGACAAAAUAUCGCAAGACAUAUUACACAAGAUCAGGGCGUUGUUACAAGUCUACAUCUAACACCAAAGUACAUUGUCGUAGCGUUGGACAACGCUAAGAUUCAUGUUUUCAAUACGGAUGGAAAUGCACAAAAGACCUUGACAGGGCACGUAAUGGGUGUUUGGGCAAUGGUACCAUGGGAGGAUACACUCGUUAGUGGAGGUUGCGAUCGUGAUGUGCGAGUAUGGGACAUGGCUGCUGGUGAGAGUUUACAUACUCUGCGCGGACAUACUUCCACAGUCCGGUGCCUGAAGAUGUCUGAUGCAAACACGGCAAUUUCAGGCUCUCGAGAUACCACUCUAAGAAUCUGGGAUAUUAAGACUGGAGUUUGCAAAAACGUCCUUGUGGGUCACCAGGCAAGUGUUAGAUGCCUAGAAAUUAAAGGAGAUAUUGUUGUUUCUGGAAGUUAUGAUACUACAGCUAGAGUGUGGAGUAUAUCCGAGGGAAGAUGUUUACGAACACUCUCGGGACAUUUCUCUCAAAUUUAUGCUAUUGCUUUUGAUGGAAAGAGAAUAGCUACUGGAAGUCUUGACACCAGUGUUCGGAUAUGGGAUCCAGAAAAUGGAACAUGUCAAGCUAUUCUUCAAGGACACACCUCGCUAGUUGGGCAAUUGCAAAUGCGAGGAAACACUUUGGUUACCGGUGGCUCUGAUGGGUCUGUUCGUGUUUGGUCUCUUGAAAAAAUGGCUCCAAUUCAUCGACUAGCUGCUCAUGACAAUAGUGUCACAAGUUUGCAAUUUGAUGAUACACGAGUGGUUAGUGGAGGUAGUGAUGGUCGAGUCAAAGUGUGGGAUCUCAAGACUGGUCAACUUGUUCGUGAGCUCACAGCUCCUGCCGAGGCUGUCUGGAGAGUGGCCUUUGAAGAAGAAAAGUGUGUGGUUAUGGCAAGCAGAUCGAAUCGCACUAUAAUGGAAGUGUGGUCAUUUUCUCCACCAGAAGAUGUUCUGUAUGAGAACCCCUACGGCCAACAAACUCCUCCCAUCACCGGGCCCGCUAGACCACUAAGUGCCAUUGAAUACCGGAGUGGUAGUCAAGACCAAGCUAUGCAAGGGAUCAUGACACAUGAAGCAUCUUAUCAGAGGGAUGAUAUUGAAAUGGUCGAUGCUGGACCAUCGACAGCUCCUCCACAAGCUACCGGGCCUACUUUCUUUCACGAAGAUGACUGAUCCAGGCCAUUUAACUAAUCUAUAUAAAAAAGCACUCACUAAUUCUGAUUGUUUCGUUCACGUACUGGGUCAUGGAUUUUAUAGUCACUACCACCACUUCUCCAUUGAGAGAUGAUUACGAUACUGUGAGAGAAUACGGUCUCACAUGUUUCACUAUCAUCCUUUCGCAAUCCUCAUACAUCACCUAUCAAUUUUAUGUCCAUAUUGAUUGACCUUUGAUUGAUCGAAGCACAGAAGACUUGUUUAUAAAGAAGCAAAGAAGCAUCUGGGGCAGGGCGUUUUUCUUUUGGCUGGUUGGAAGAAUAGUACAGAUGAUUUUUAAUAGCUCAAAUACCAAUAGGGCAAAGGAAAGGGGGGCAGUUCAAAGGGAAGAAUUUAACGGCGUAGCAUCGAGAGAAUUUGCAUUAGGGAUUCCCCAAGGUCAGGGAGUUACUUGCUUAAGCUUGUCCUUUGAGUUGGUAGGGUAGCAUAGUAAAAAUGCGAAAGAAUCAAAUCUAUGCUUUGGCUUUUCUUCUUGACUGAUCGAUGAAAUGAAGACUGAA